AUGCUUGCCGUCUCCGUUGAUGGAAACCGCAAGCUUUAUCGCUUUAAAUCAAAUGCAAGCACUUCAGAGCACAGCAACUUUGAAGACAUCUUCAUUUUAAAAGAUGAGGAGGUUGCUGACUUUGUAAGCCACGUCCACAGACGGACAAGUCAUGUGUCAGAAAAAGGGGCUUGUGGAUCUUCAGCUUGGACAGCAGCUAAGGAGUUAUCCAGGAAGUCCACCAGCAAACUGGAUGAGGAGGGGCUUUCGGUCAUGCAUGCAAAGGCACACACUGGGAAAUGCGAGAUUAAAUGGGGAGGCGCUUUUCAGGAAGGUGCAGGCUCAACAAUUGGAGAAGAGGUUGAGCAAGUGAACAGUUUCCUGUCCAGAGCAGCCAUCACAACCAAGUACAUGUCUAAAGCAGGUCGAACAGACAUGCUGACCCUCCUGGCUUGGGGGUGGAAUAAAAGGAAAGUGGAGAACAUGGGCCGCACUUUGAGCCAGAGAUACCUUAAGACUGUAAGGAUGCUUAAGGAACAAGUUGAGAGCCUGGAUGAUACCAAAGAUGAGCUGGGCGUAGAUGACAGCACAAUGCAGUCAUGGGUGUGUGAUGUGCAGCAAUGGGCUGAAGAAACUCAUCAGAGUGAUGGCAGCCUUGGGGCAUUACAGGCACGAAUAGAGGAGCUUGCUGUGAUCAUCAAAGUGCGAAGCCAAAAUCUCUACAGACAAACUGAUAGCAACAAGAGACGCCACAAAAUUCGAAAAGUCAUUUUGGAUGAGAAGAAACGCUUGUCAACUGCCGUUGAUGACUACAACAAGCUGGCUGAACCACCUUUACAGAUUGUGUCACUUGAUGCCAUCCUCCAGACUGACACGUGGCCUUGGCAGAACAUAAGACUUGCUGCAGACCUUCAGACCAAAAGGAAGGUGUUUGAGAAGGUGAUGGCUGUGAGGCGCCUGAAGGAGGAGGAAAUGCUCCUUUGCAAAGAAAUGCAGCAGCAUUGGACAGUGAUGAAGGCACAACAUUUGAAGCUGGGAACUAUCUCCUCCAACUCUUCUUUUGCUGACAUGUCUGAGGAUGCACAGAAGGGACUACGGUGUCUGGUGCUUAAAAAGCAAACAGAGCUGAAAGCACAAAUGCUGAAAGUGAAGGACUACUACAGCAGAAUCCUCAGCCACCAACCGCUCCUGGACAUAGACUCGGAGGAGGAGGAGAUGCCAGAAGAAAAUGAUGCAGCUGACAGUGAUUUCAGCACUUCUGACGAGGACUAAGUGUGUCUAGUUAUGUUGCCAAUUUCACCUGUAGGUCACACCUAUGCUCUUCUUGAUUAGUUGUGUAUCUGAUUAGAUUAUUUUUUUUUUUUCUGUUUCCAAUGUUAAGACUGUCUGCUUUGAUACUGCAGUUUUGACAUACUACUUCAUAAUUUGACCUUUGACAUAUGCAAUAUUUUCAUAUGCAAUGUUUAACUUUGUGUAAUUUUGUACAUAAUAUGAGCUCAUCUUAAUGUUGAAACCUGUAUCAAAAAUAUGACUAAAACAUCUUUCUAUCACUUAAGAAUUAUUUCUACGGUGGAACCUUUUCUCUCUCUGGCUGACAUAUAUUUUCAGAUUAUUUUAAUAGUUAAUAAAUCACUCCAUAGUCAUGCACUUAAAUAUAUUUUAGGACUGCUCUCAAGAUACAUACCCAGUAGAUCCGUAAGGACGUUCCUGUGGCACUGUACUUUUAACAGUUCCAAAAGCCAGGACAAAGAGACAUGGAGAGGCAGCUUUUAGUUUAAGUAGCUUCACAAGUUUGCUUAAAUGUGUAUUGUGUUCUGUACAGUUUGUGUGUGUCCUAUGGUGUCUAAAGUAAUAGGCCUCUUGUUAAUCAAAUAUUUUCCAGUAACUUACCUUUAAAUGCUUAAUGUGUUUUGUAAUGUAUAUUGUCAUAAUGCACGCAUAUAAACCUACCAGUCAUGGUAAAAUGUUGUUAUAAUGUGUUAUGCUUCUUAUGAUAUAGUACUUAUGUAGCCUGUUGUUAUGAAAUGUGUUAUCUAAAUUCAAUUUGAACUGGGAUUACUUUAACAAAUGUUUAAAAAAAAAAAUAUAUACUGUAUUUAUAUAAACUAAUAAAUAUU
Molecule: messenger RNA, 2096 nt
Organism: Osmerus eperlanus (European smelt)
Lineage: Eukaryota; Metazoa; Chordata; Actinopteri; Osmeriformes; Osmeridae
Exons: 10
Coding region: 1-1251 (416 amino acids)
Source: RefSeq, a predicted model, not a curated record